This is a messenger RNA of Pistacia vera, 538 nucleotides long. RefSeq names its product 10 kDa chaperonin, mitochondrial-like. The coding region runs from base 146 to 439 and encodes 97 amino acids. The record is from RefSeq and is a predicted model, not a curated record. Gene Ontology annotation, cellular component: mitochondrial matrix. The transcript is spliced from 3 exons. Gene Ontology annotation, molecular function: protein folding chaperone; ATP binding; protein-folding chaperone binding. Lineage: Eukaryota; Viridiplantae; Streptophyta; Magnoliopsida; Sapindales; Anacardiaceae.
CCCUAACAAGCUAAUCAAACCAAACCUAAAACCCUAGAACCUAGAACCUUCUAUCACUUUCCAGAGCCUCGACUCUAAACUCUCUCCGUCCUUAUAACCCGUAAUCUGAACGCUCUCCUUUCAGCGAAACCCUAAUUUCGAAGUCAUGGCGAAGCGCUUGCUCCCAACCCUCAACCGUGUUCUCAUCGAGAAAAUCGUCCCUCCGUCCAAGACCAACGCCGGGAUUCUCCUUCCUGAGAAAUCAAGCAAGCUCAACUCGGGGACAGUGGUCGCGGUGGGUCCCGGCGCACGUGACAAGGACGGGAAGACGAUUCCGGUGUGUUUUAAGGAGGGCGACACCGUGCUUUUGCCUGAGUACGGCGGUACCCAGGUCAAGCUUGGCGAAAAAGAGUAUCAUUUGUAUAGGGAUGAGGAUAUUUUGGGUACUCUACAUGAUUGAAGAGUUGAGCUAAUUGCUUAUUGAUUUCUAAGGCUUUAUUGUGUUCUUGGUUUACUUAAAUGUAACUCAUUAAUCAAAUGGAGGAUUUUGAUUUUGAAA